UUUCUGGUCGAUACAUUUAAUAACAGUUGAUAAUAGUCCUUGGAUAUUUAAUAUAACAGCAUGAAUAUUCAUGGAUAAUGGUAAAAUCAUUCAUGGAAAAUGUAUGAUUGUAGUUUAAAGAGCAACUGAUGAGAAGGAAUUUAUUUUGGGUUAGGAAGCUCGAAACACCGACUGAUCUUUGAGGAUUUAAUUUUGAAAUUAAUUAGUUCAACGUGUAGUUGAUCACCCACGCAAAAUGAGCAGGUAUCGAAAGGAGGAGUCUUUAAGCGAAGACAGCGACAGCGAGGAAGAGAGGCGUAGAAAAGAUAUUAAAGAACGAGACGAAUUCAGCAGUCGACUAAAAGCUAAAGAUGAAAGUAAAGUACGAAAACUUGCUAUGCCUGCUGGCUCUGGAGCAGCCGAAGCUGCUAAAAGACUCAAAAUCAUGGAAGCCGAUUCAAAGGAAAAACUUGUACCUAAACUACGUGUCGAAUCUCGCAGGAAAUAUUUGGAAAAGCGGAAGGAGGAUAAAGUUGCUGAGCUAGAAGCUGAUAUAAUUGACGAUGAAUACCUGUUUGAAGAAGAAAUUCUUACAGAGCGAGAAAAAAGGGAGCGACAGCACAAAAGACAAUUACUGCAGUUGGCAAAAGAACAUGAAAAAGCUAGAGAACUUGAAAGGGUUCAACGAUACCACAUGCCUUUGGAAAAAGGAAAAGUGGAAAAUGAGGUGGAAUCUAUGGAUAACGAACCACCUCAAUCGGAGCAGAGUAAAUGGGAAUCUGAUCAAAUGUCUUCAGCAGUCUUUCGGUUUGGUGCAAAAGAUAGGAAAGCCAAAGAAGAUUACGAUCUCCUUCUUGAAGAUGAAGUGGAAUUUGUACAAGCAUUACAAAUGCCGGGCAGCACAAAAGAUAAACGAGAGAGUGCUCAGCCAUCUCAAACUAAGACGUUGACUACUAUCGAGGAAACGAAAAGAAGUCUGCCUAUUUAUCCAUUUAGAGAUAGUCUUAUUCAAGCUAUCAGAGAUCAUCAGGUCUUAAUCAUCGAAGGAGAAACUGGAUCUGGAAAAACGACGCAGAUCCCGCAAUACCUCUAUGAAUCAGGAUUUACUAACGAUGGUAAAUUAAUCGGAUGCACACAGCCAAGAAGAGUGGCGACUAUGGCAGUGGCUGCCAGAGUGGCACAUGAAAUGGCCGUAAAAUUAGGCAAUGAAGUUGGCUAUGCGAUUCGCUUCGAAGACUGCACUUCGCAUAGAACACGAAUUAAGUACAUGACAGAUGGUACCUUACAUCGAGAAUUUCUAAGCGAACCUGACCUGGCUUCUUACAGCGUAAUGAUCAUCGACGAGGCUCACGAGCGCACUUUGCACACGGACAUUCUAUUUGGCCUGGUCAAGGAUAUCACUCGCUUUCGUACAGACUUAAAACUGUUGAUAUCGUCGGCAACUUUAGAUGCCACUAAAUUCAGUGAAUUUUUCGACGAUGCUCCAAUUUUUCGGAUACCUGGCCGUAGAUUCCCAGUUGACAUUUAUUACACCAAAGCUCCGGAAGCUGAUUACAUCGACGCCUGUGUUGUAUCCAUAUUACAGAUUCAUGCUACACAACCUUCUGGGGACGUACUAGUCUUCCUUACUGGUCAGGACGAAAUUGAGACGUGCCAGGAAAUGCUUCAGGAGAGAGUCAGAAGGCUCGGGACCAAGUUAGCAGAACUGCUGAUUCUACCGGUUUAUGCAAAUCUGCCGAGCGACAUGCAAGCGAAAAUCUUCCAACCCACUCCACCUGGGGCUAGAAAAGUAGUACUUGCUACGAAUAUCGCGGAGACAUCGUUAACUAUUGACAACAUCGUCUACGUGAUAGACCCCGGUUUCGCGAAACAAAAUAAUUUUAAUUCCCGAACGGGCAUGGAAAGCUUAAUGGUUGUGCCCAUUAGUAAAGCUUCUGCAAAUCAGAGAGCAGGAAGAGCCGGAAGAGUUUCCCCAGGCAAAUGUUUUCGUCUGUACACAGCAUGGGCUUAUCAACACGAACUCGAGGAUAAUACAGUUCCGGAAAUACAAAGGAUAAAUCUCGGCAAUGCCGUUUUGACUCUGAAGGCAUUGGGAAUCAACGAUUUGGUGCAUUUUGAUUUUCUGGACCCUCCACCGCACGAGACCCUCGUAUUAGCUUUGGAACAACUUUAUGCCCUCGGUGCGUUGAACCAUCGUGGCGAACUUACAAAACUCGGCCGAAGAAUGGCAGAAUUUCCUCUCGACCCGAUGAUGGCUAAGAUGCUGCUAGCCAGCGAGAAAUAUAAAUGCUCCGAGGAGGUAGCCACUAUCGCGGCCAUGCUCUCGGUAAAUGGGGCCAUUUUUUACAGGCCAAAGGAUAAAAUAAUCCAUGCCGAUACGGCGCGAAAAAAUUUCCACGUACCUGGUGGCGACCAUCUUACCUUACUCAACGUUUACAAUCAGUGGCAACAGAGUGACUUCAGCACUCAUUGGUGUUACGAAAACUUCAUCCAGCAUAGGUCAAUGAAAAGGGCCAGAGACGUAAGGGAACAACUGGUAGGACUGAUGCAACGAGUCGAGAUGGAACUCGUCUCGGGAAUAACGGAAACCAUUAACAUUAGGAAGGCAAUAACAGCUGGAUACUUUUACCACGUUGCGAGACUAUCGAAGGGAGGAAAUUACAAAACGGCAAAGCAUAAUCAAACGGUCUCCAUUCAUCCCAACAGUUCGCUCUUUCAAGAAUUGCCAAGGUGGCUGCUUUACCAUGAACUGGUGUUCACGACAAAGGAGUUCAUGCGGCAGGUGACAGAGAUCGAGAGCAAGUGGUUGUUAGAAGUCGCUCCACAUUACUACAAACCCAAAGAACUAGAAGACACGACGAAUAAAAAAAUGCCGAAAGUCGCGGGUAGAGCACGACCGGACGGUACGAAUUAACGUGACGGUAUUUCUUCGAGAGUAUCUUCCGGCCUAGAACGGUAGCGAGCAAGAUUAUUUUGUACAACUGUCCAUUUUUAAUAUUCAAAACGAAUAAACGUUCCAGAAAAAAA
This is a messenger RNA of Orussus abietinus, 3006 nucleotides long. It is a transcript of the gene l(2)37Cb, whose product is annotated as putative pre-mRNA-splicing factor ATP-dependent RNA helicase DHX16. Gene Ontology annotation, molecular function: RNA binding; ATP binding. Lineage: Eukaryota; Metazoa; Arthropoda; Insecta; Hymenoptera; Orussidae. The coding region runs from base 236 to 2893 and encodes 885 amino acids. Gene Ontology annotation, cellular component: intracellular anatomical structure; catalytic step 2 spliceosome. The transcript has 12 exons. The record is from RefSeq and is a predicted model, not a curated record.